AUGAUUCUAAGGGCCCUUAUAGACCAAUGCUCUGAGGGGACACUAAUCACAAGCCGCGCAGUGCGUGCAUUAGGCUUACGUCGCACUCCAGUUGUCACGGACGUCAGCGGCGUAGGAGCAACCUCUGGUACAAGCACCGAAUGUGUUAGUUUUCAACUACGUUCAAAUCUCAAUCCGCACUUUGAGACAUUCGUACCAUUAGCCUUUGUAAUGGACACAGUCACAUCGGACUUACCCAGCAAUCAGAUAGAACCACAGGCGUGGCCGCAUAUGGACGGUCUCGUAUUGGCAGACCCCACCUACUUCAAGUCCAACAAAAUUGACUUGUUGAUUGGAACAGAAAUGCAUGCGUCUAUUCUGUUACCAGACAUCCGCAUCGGCCGGCGUGAUCAUCCUAUAGCGCAGAACUCAUAUUUUGGGUGGAUUUUGUAUGGUCAAGUGGCUCCCGCAGCUCCAACUGUCGACCCGUCAGCCACCAUUCGUUGUCAUCACACCGCAAUCAGUCCACACUUGGAAACACUAGUUCAACGUUUCUUCGAGACAGAGGAAAUACAAGAAGAGCGCGCUAGAUCAGAGGAGGAACAAUGGUUCAUCGACUUUUUCAAUCAACAUUGUAUUCGUCAACCAACGGGAAAAUAUAUGGUACGGCUGCCGCUCAAAUCUCACUUCGACCCAAACUAG
Rhagoletis pomonella (apple maggot) is the source of this 681-nucleotide messenger RNA. RefSeq lists its product as uncharacterized. Bases 1 to 681 code for a protein of 226 amino acids. NCBI's taxonomy places the organism in Eukaryota, Metazoa, Arthropoda, Insecta, Diptera, Tephritidae. The record is from RefSeq and is a predicted model, not a curated record. The transcript has a single exon.